Molecule: messenger RNA, 2386 nt
Organism: Cucumis melo (muskmelon)
Lineage: Eukaryota; Viridiplantae; Streptophyta; Magnoliopsida; Cucurbitales; Cucurbitaceae
Product: OBERON-like protein
Exons: 3
Coding region: 494-2212 (572 amino acids)
Cellular component (GO): nucleus
Source: RefSeq, a predicted model, not a curated record
CAAAUUGUAUGGAAGAAACCAAAAUUGUAAUAUAAGAUCGAAACCAAGUUAUGUUGAUCGAACUGUCUCUCUCUCUCCUUCUACAAAAAGAGUACAAACAUGAAUUUACAAAAGACCUCAACUAACACUCUGAAGAAAAUCUUAAAUAAAUCCAACUUUACCAUUUGGGUAUCCUCUCCACUCCUCUUUCAAAUUUAGGCGUAUGUCGUUGAAUCCUGCGCUGACCCUAUUCAACCCAUUUCUACUCGAAAAUACUACGUCUUUGUUUUUUCUUCUCUCUAAGAUUUUCUUCUGAAUCUCUGUCGGAUUGAGUUUUCGUAACCAAAAGGGUUUGCCACUUGAAUCUCUGUCGAUUCGUCUUUCCUCUUCAGCGCUCUAAUAUCUGCUAAUUACCCUUCUGGUUAUGAAACCCAAUUCGACCCUUUUCUGAUUUCUUGCCUUUCGCGCUGCUUUUAUCGACUAAGAAUCUCGAAUUCGUUUGGUGGCAAGAUUAAUGGGUGCAUCAUCUGGUUCCAACAUUCAUCACCAGCCUGCAUCAAAGAUGAUUCCCAUACGUCAACAGCCAAGACCCGAGGAACUCCAGACCUCCCUUUCAUUAGUUUCUUCAGACCCCCAACAUUCACCUGAGGUACCCAGAUCUAAUUCUGACCAAGUUCAGGAGUCACCAGCUGAGAGUGCCAGUUCUCAGGAAACUUGGCCUAUUGGUGAUGGAGUGAUGGGAAAGAAGAUGGAAAAUGGAAAGGCAGAUAAUGACUAUGUGGAACAAUCAGUCAUUCAUCGUCUUUCUAGUGCUGAUAAAAUCUCCCUUCGUGACAUAGCAAGAGACAGAAUUGAGGUAAUUGCGGAAAAGAUGCAUCAUUUACCGGAGGAUUUUCUAGAAAAUUUGAAGAAUGGGCUUCGAAUUAUUCUUGAUGGAAACGGCGGUGCACAACAGAGAGACGAGAUUUUUAUUUUGCAAAAGCUAGUUCAGCGUAGAACUGAUUUAACUGCAAAGACAUUGAUUAGAGCUCAUAGGGCGCAACUAGAAAUUCUAGUUUCCAUCAAUACAGGAAUUCAGGCCUUCUUGCAUCCAAAUAUUAGCCUCUCCCAGACUACGCUCAUUGAGGUUUUUGUGUAUAAGAGAUGUAGAAAUAUUGCUUGCCAAAACCAGCUUCCAGCUGAUGAUUGCACUUGUGAGAUAUGUACCACGAGAAAUGGUUUCUGCAAUCUUUGCAUGUGUGUAAUAUGCAACAAGUUUGAUUUUGAAGUUAACACUUGUCGUUGGAUUGGUUGUGACUUGUGUUCUCAUUGGUCUCACACUGAUUGUGCAAUUCGUGAGGGAAAGAUCUGCAUGGGCUCCUCAGUAAGAAUCGGGACAGCACGGUCUGAAAUGCAUUUCAAGUGCCCAGCUUGCCAUCGGACAUCUGAGCUACUUGGUUGGGUUAGAGAUGUUUUUCAACAUUGUGCACCUUCCUGGGACCAAGAGUCUCUCCUGAAGGAGCUUGAUUUUGUCAGUAGAAUUUUUCGUGGAAGUGAGGACCACGGAGGGAGGAAACUAUUUUGGAAAUGUGAAGAACUCAAAGAGAAAAUGAAGAGUGGAGCUCUGGAGUCAGCAGCAGCAUGCAGAGCAAUAUUGAUGUUUUUUCAAGAGAACGAGACAGACUCUAUGAGUAGUGUUGAAAAUGGGGAGGGAGGAAGGUUAGCAGCCCCACAGGAAGCAUGCAACCGAAUUGCUGAGGUGGUGCAGGAGGUUAUAAGGAAAAUGGAAAUCGUUGCUAACGAGAAGAUGAGAAGCUGGAAAAAGGCUCGCAUGGAUGUUGAGGCCUUCAACCGUGAGGUUGAAGACAAAGCCAAGGAAGCAGCUGAAAUAAAGCUUGACAGACAGAGAAAGAAGCUACAAAUCGAAGAACUGGAGAAAAUCGUUAGACUUAAAUGUGCAGAAGCUGAUAUGUUCCAACUUAAGGCCAAUGAAGCAAAACGAGAGGCCGAGAGACUUCAAAGGAUUGCUCUUGCAAAAACAGACAAGUCUGAAGAAGAAUAUGCUAGCAGUUACCUGAAACAACGUCUGAAUGAAGCUGAGGCUGAAAAACAGUAUUUGCUUGAAAAGAUUAAGCUACAAGAAAGUUCCAGAGCUUCACAAAGUAGUGGUGGGGCUGAUCCGUCUCAAAUGCUUAUGUAUUCAAAAAUUCAAGAUCUGCUCUAUAAUGUUUCUAAGCCUGACUCAGCUAAAUGAAUGAAAAUUCUUUGGGAUUAAUCCCUUAUGAAUGCUAAGAUCUAGGAGCACAAUGAUAUGUACAUUAAAAUCUUGUUAGUUAUGUUGCUUUGUUGUCUGGUAAUGUUUGAAGUUGUUUCUCACUGGAUCUUCAGAUACUUGUAUCGUAAAUAUAAUCAAGUCAUUGGGUGCUUC